ACUCACCGCCGUCGCAGCAAAUAUUCCAAUCCGACGGCGGCGUGCUCUUAAAUCCCGUGAAGGGCUUCGCCGCGCAGACAAAAAUCCCCCAAAUCCCCUCGAGAGCCCUGCAAUUUUUAGCCUCCCGAGCCCUGCGAUUGGAGCCGGCGGUGGCGGCGCCAGCGGCCGCGGUCGGAUCGUCGCAUGGCGGAGAUUCGCAAGUACGCCAUGUCCAACCAGCCCCCAGAUAUUCCUCAGAUACUACUGGAAGCUCAGAAUAGGUGGUUGCGGCCCACCGAAAUCUGCCAAAUAUUGUCAAACUACAAGAAGUUUUCCAUUGCGCCUGAGCCGCCGAACAGACCUCAAAGUGGUUCCCUGUUUCUGUUUGAUCGGAAAAUAUUGAGAUACUUCAGGAAGGAUGGACACAACUGGAGAAAGAAAAAGGAUGGAAAGACAGUUAAAGAAGCUCAUGAGAAGCUUAAAGUUGGCAGUGUUGAUGUACUUCAUUGCUAUUAUGCCCAUGGCGAGGAGAAUGAGAACUUCCAAAGACGAACAUAUUGGCUGCUUGAAGAGAGUUUCAUGAAUAUUGUUCUUGUUCACUACCUUGAAAUCAAGGGUGUCAAACAAAGUUUCAAUCGUGCUAAAGAAGCUGAAGAGAAUGCAGGAUUAUCUCAUGCUGAUAGUCCUGCAUGUUCAAACUCUUUCGCUAGUCAGAGCCAGGUAGCCUCCCAAUCUAUGGAUGCUGAAAGCCCAAUUAGUGGACAGAUUUCGGAAUAUGAAGAUGCUGAAACAGAUAAUUCUCGAGCAAGCUCCAGAUACCACCCUUUCACUGAGAUGCAGCAGCCUGUGGAUGGUAUCAUGAUGGGUAACUUAUUUGGUGCUUCAGCUCCAAGUGUUUCUGUAAAUAAUCUAGCUGCAGGUUAUCUUGGUGAAAUGCAACCUACGGGAGCUAACUUAACCAAUCAUUUUUCCACUCGCAAUGACGUAGCUAGUGUGUUCAAUGAAACUGGCUCUGAGUUAGGAGGUGGUCCCAAAGCUUCAAUUGAUUCAGUGCUGUUGGGUGAACCAUUUCAAGAAUAUCCAGGCGGCUUCAUGGAUUCGACACUCUAUUCUUCUGUUGCAACGUUGGGUAAUAGUCUGGAUGAUGGUUUGCAGACAUUUAUGUCUGAGGCGCUCUACACCAACAAUCUCACACAAAAGGAGGUUGAUGCACUUAGUGCAGCAGGCAUAACAUCCUCAAAGGCAGAGAAUGAUGGUUAUACAGAUCAAAGUGUCAGGUAUCCACUUUUAAAGCAGUCAUCAUCAGAUCUCUUUAAGAUGGAGCCAGAUGGUUUGAAGAAAUUUGACAGCUUUUCAAGGUGGAUGAACAAUGAGCUUCCAGAGGUUGCUGAUUUGGAUAUCAAGUCCAGUUCUGAUGCUUUCUGGAGUACUACUGAAACCGUGAAUGUUGCUGAUGGAUCUAGUAUACCUAUUAAUGAGCAGUUGGAUGCAUUUGUAGUCAGCCCCUCACUUUCUGAAGAGCAGCUUUUCAGUAUUAUUGAUGUGUCUCCAAGCUGGGCAUACAAUGGCAAAAAAACCAAGGUCUUAAUUACUGGUACAUUUUUGGCAAAAAAAGAAGAUGUGGAAAAUCGCAGGUGGUCUUGUAUGUUUGGAGAUGCUGAAGUCUCUGCUGAAGUUUUAGUGGAUGGCUCCUUGCGUUGCUAUACACCAGUACAUCGUUCUGGACGAGUUCCAUUUUAUGUGACAUGUUCAAAUAGAGUAGCUUGUAGUGAAGUGCGAGAAUUUGAGUUCCGCGAUUCUGAGACACAUUAUAUGGAUACUUCAGAUCAGCAUACUACUGGCAUAAAUGAAAUGCAUUUACAUAUCCGCCUUGAUAAGUUACUUUCCUUGGAACAAGAAGACUAUGAAAUGUAUGUCUUGAGUAAUGGAAAUAAGUCUGAGUUGAUCGACACUAUCAAUUCAUUGAUGCUUGACGAUAAUUUGUCUAAUCUGGCAUUGCCAUUUGAUGAGAAGGAAUUGUCCACUGUACGGGAUCAGAAUCUUGAGAAACAGGUGAAAGAAAAGCUGUAUUAUUGGCUCAUCCAUAAGAUACAUGAUGAUGGAAAAGGUCCAAAUGUCCUAGGCAAGGAAGGACAAGGUGCCAUUCAUUUAGUAGCUGCACUUGGCUAUGAUUGGGCUAUCAAACCAAUAGUUGCUGCAGGAGUAAAUAUAAACUUCAGGGAUAUUCGUGGAUGGACUGCACUUCACUGGGCUGCAUCUUGUGGAAGGGAGCGGACAGUAGGUGCCCUAAUAGCAAACGGAGCUGCAUCAGGUCCUUUAACAGAUCCAACACAGCAGUAUCCAUCUGGAAGAACUCCUGCUGAUCUAGCAUCAGAAAAUGGUCACAAAGGCAUUGCUGGUUUUCUUGCAGAGUCUGCUUUGACAAGUCACCUCUCAGCUCUUACACUAAAGGAGUCACAGGGUGGCAAUGUGGAAGAAAUAUGUGGAGUAACAGCACCAGCAGCUGAAGAUUUUGCAGAACCAAGUUCUUCUCAGCUUGCUUGUGUUAAUUCUCAGGAAGAGUCCUUAAAAGAUUCACUUGGUGCAGUUCGUAAAUCAACUCAAGCCGCAGCCAGAAUAUUUCAAGCUUUUAGGGUGGAAUCAUUCCACAGAAAGAAGGUUAUCGAAUAUGGAGAUGAUGAUUGUGGACUGUCUGAUGAACGCACACUUUCACUUAUUUCCCUAAGAAAUCCGAAACCUGGACAUGGUGAUUUGCAUUCUGCUGCUGUUCGUAUCCAAAACAAGUUUAGAGGAUGGAAAGGAAGAAAAGAGUUUAUGAUUAUCCGGCAGAAAAUUGUGAAGAUACAGGCCCAUGUACGUGGACAUCAGGUAAGGAAAAACUAUCGGAAGGUAGUCUGGUCUGUUGGCAUUGUGGAGAAAGUCAUACUGAGGUGGAGGAGAAAGAGAAGGGGUCUUCGAGGUUUCCAACCCGAGAAACAACUUGAAGGUCCAUCAUGGCAGAUCCAACCUGCAAAGGCUGAGGCUGAGGAUGAAUAUGAUUUCUUGAAGGAUGGCAGGAAACAGGCUGAAGGCAGGUUGCAAAGAGCACUGGCUCGUGUGCAUUCAAUGAAUCAGUAUCCUGAAGCAAGAGACCAGUACCGCAGGCUGCAAGCCUGUGUUAACAGCCUACAAGAGUCCCAGGCGAUGCAGGACAGGAUGCUGGCUGAUUCAGCUGGCACCGAUGGGGGUGAUUUCAUGGCUGAAUUGGAGGAGCUAUGCCGGGAUGAUGGCGAUGCCCCAAUGUCGACUAUUUCGUGACAUGGAGCUUACUAGAUCAGUUAGGCAGUAACCUGUUCUUUACCAGACUAGAUGUAAAUUCUUGUUACUAAAUCGUCUCUACUCACCGUUGAACACCAUAUGAUAAUGAUAUAGCUAAUACAUGGACUUUUAUAGUUCGAUUUACCAGCUUGUUGCUC
Molecule: messenger RNA, 3434 nt
Organism: Sorghum bicolor (sorghum)
Lineage: Eukaryota; Viridiplantae; Streptophyta; Magnoliopsida; Poales; Poaceae
Product: calmodulin-binding transcription activator 3
Exons: 13
Coding region: 184-3276 (1030 amino acids)
Biological process (GO): regulation of transcription by RNA polymerase II
Cellular component (GO): nucleus
Molecular function (GO): transcription coregulator activity; protein binding; double-stranded DNA binding
Source: RefSeq, a predicted model, not a curated record